UCUCGUUCAGUCUUAGUUGAGAAUUUGCGAGUCAUUUUCAGAAAUAUGGCUUUGACUCUAAGCUUUGUGAGAGAAACAAACCAGGUACUUUUCGCGGGAAAUUCUUGUGUGAAGGAGGUGAUACUAAACAGGCCUCACAAGCUGAAUAUUCUCAAUCACGAAAUGAUAAGUCAGAUGAAGGAGAGAUUGGCGUUGUAUGAGAACGACCCAUCAGUAAAAUUGAUCAUCUUAAAGGCUAAUGGAAAAGCUUAUUGUGCUGGCGGUGACGUGAUAUCGGCGGUCACUUCUUCAAUUGCAGGACACUGGACUUACCCAGCAAGCUUUUACAAGAAACAACUUACAUUAGAUCAUUUGAUAGCAACCUACAAAAAGCCAGUGGUGUCUCUCAUUAAUGGAGUGGUUAUGGGAGGAGGCGCCGGUCUAUCCAUGAACACAAAUUUUAGAGUUGUCACUGAAAGAACUGUGUUUGCUAUGCCAGAAGCAUCAAUAGGACUCUCCCCAGAUGUGGGUGCUUCAUAUUUUCUCUCCAGGCUUCCUGGCCAUUUUGGGGAGUACCUAGGAUUAACAGGAAGGCGUUUGAAUGGAGCAGAAAUGUUUAAAUGUGGCUUAGCGACUCAUUUUGUCCCUUCCAAGAAGCUAAAUUUGCUGGAAAAAGCCCUAUACUCCGUGACAACUUCAGAUAGUUCAACAAUUACGGCAUUAAUUGAUAAAUUUACUGAAAUAGUUUAUCUUAAGGAAGGCAGCCCCUUGAAGAGACUGGACACAAUCAACAAAUGCUUCUCAAAAGGAACUGUUGAGGAAAUUGUUCUAUCAUUGGAAAAGGAAAUAGAAGUGAAUGGAACAGAAAAGUGGAUUGCAGAUGCAUUAAAUUACAUGCGUGGAUCCUGUCCUACAAGCCUCAAGAUAUGGCUUAGAUCAGUGAGAGAAGGCAGAGUACAAAGCAUUGAACAAUGCCUUUCCCGGGAUUACAAUAUUGCCUGCCAUUUCUUCCGAAGAACUAUCAGCAGCGAUUUCUACGAGGGUUCAAGAGCUAAGUUAUUCGAUAAAGACAACAAGCCUACGUGGGAUCCUCCAAAGCUGGAGCUGGUUACUGAAGAAAUGGUAAAUCAAUUCUUCGAAAAUGUUGAGGAUGAGAAUUGGGAGUGUCUGCAACUUCCUCAUAGACCAAACAUAACCAGCAAGCUGUAG
Molecule: messenger RNA, 1188 nt
Organism: Neltuma alba
Lineage: Eukaryota; Viridiplantae; Streptophyta; Magnoliopsida; Fabales; Fabaceae
Product: probable 3-hydroxyisobutyryl-CoA hydrolase 3
Exons: 14
Coding region: 46-1188 (380 amino acids)
Biological process (GO): L-valine catabolic process
Molecular function (GO): 3-hydroxyisobutyryl-CoA hydrolase activity
Source: RefSeq, a predicted model, not a curated record